ACACAACGCAAAUUCCAACCCUAACUCUUGUCUCCGUUCUUAACGCCCAACGCCAGCGACCCUCGUCCCGUCAACAACCCCGUCAACUCCCAGGUCCCGCCUUUAAAACCUCAAGAUGACUCACGAGAGCGUUUGGUACAGCCGGCCCCGCAAGUACGGCAAGGGCUCCCGCGAAUGCCGUGUCUGCUCCCACCGCGCCGGUCUGAUCCGCAAGUACGGCAUGAACAUCUGCCGUCAGUGCUUCCGUGAGAAGUCCACUGACAUCGGUUUCACCAAGAUCCUUCCCGCCGCUCGUCUUCUGCCGUCCAACUUGGGAGGAAUCGUUCGACGCGAUCUGCGUCGGCUCAAUUCCGCCAUAUUAUCUAAUGAUUUCGAUCUUGAUCAAAUCAAACCACUUCUCAUAGCAUCUCUUGUAGACUCAUCAACAGAUGAACAGAUAUGGAAUCUUGUUGACGUUGCUGCAGCAGGAUCUGUAGCGAAAUCUACGCCGCCCCCUCGAGCGAUUGCCUCCUCCCUCCAACAAACCCCCUGGCUCCAAAAGACGAGCAGCUUCGCGAACUCCUCUAAAUACCGCCAAGAUGUUGACAGGAUCCUAAAAUCAGAGCUUGGGCCUCUUGGUCUUCAAACAGCAUCCGAUGCCGUAUUCAAAAGAUGUACGGAAGGUACUAAUGCUCUUUUUGCCGGUGGGUGGAAAGGUUGGCCAAAAGAUGCAAAUCAGGAUGAUGUCUUGAGUUGGUUUGCAGAUCUGAGCGAGAAGCUGGCAACUUUUUCAGCAGACUACAAUUCUGUGACGCACCUGCGAAGGCCACUGGCGCAGCCCAACAAGCCCAUCCAGGGUUCCACAGCAGAGCGCAAGCUAGAUAUCGGCUUUGUGAAGGACACUAGCGCUGGAAAGGACACCCGGUGUCAGUGGUCACAGAUCCUCGUGCCUGGAGAGCUAAAAAGUAAUCCGGCGGCUGACACCGCUUCUAAGGCAUGGCUUGACUUGGGGAGGUACGCUAGAGAAGUCCUUGCGGCCCAGCAUACCCGUCGAUUUGUCUUAGGUUUUACUAUAUGUGGAUCCUUUAUGAGGAUAUGGGCCUUUGACCGUCUCGGAGGAGUCGCAUCCGAACGAUUUGACAUUAACGAGGAUGGGCCCCAGUUUGUAUCCACUAUUCUCGGUUUCCUAUGGAUGAGCGAGGAGGAAUGUGGAUUUGACCCUACAAUUAUCACGAAAGACGGCCAGCGAUUUAUCGAGAUAGAGCAAAACAGUCAGACCGAGCGUCUCGUUCUCGAUACAUUGAUAAUACGGGCACCUUGUAUCGCAGGCCGAGCAACAACAUGCUGGAAAGCGCAUCGCGAAGCGGACCCUAGUGUUCCGCUUGUUGUUAAAGACUCUUGGCAAUACACAGAGCGCGACGAAGAAGGCGAGCUUCUUCAAGAAGCCACCGAACGAGGGGUUGUCAAUGUCGCACGGUAUUAUCAUCAUGCGACGGUUUGCCUCCGAGUCCGGGACAACGUCCGUGGCGGCUUGGAUAUCAGAACCGCGAGCAAUUAUCGGUCAGAGCGAUUGGCAGAGCGAUUGGCAGAACGAUUGGCGCUCUCGACUGGCAUAAGUGUGGCUGGUACUCCACGAAAGGGCCGGAGCAGCGGCAGGUCCGGUGCGAAGCGCUCUUCUAGUCAAACCGGCGCCUCUCUGCCACCUAAUAAGCGACCCUGUUCGGCAUCUCCUAGCAAAUCUAAUAACCCACUGCCAAAUCGAGUUCAUCGGCGUGUCGUCCUGCGCGACUAUGGUAAACCAAUCUACAAAGCAAGCACUCGCCCGGCCCUACUUGCCGCGCUAGAGGGUUGCAUUGCGGGACAUCAGUCUUUGCAACAGGCAGGAAUUCUUCACCGAGAUAUCCCAGUCAAUAAUAUCAUGAUCAACGAGAACAAAAAUAACCCUUCAUGGCCGUCAUUCUUAAUUGAUCUUGAUUUGGCUAUUAGAGAGCAGCGAGACGGUGUCUCGGGAGCAACUGGAAAGACCCGCACAAGGGCCUUCAUGGCAAUUGGCUCGCUUCUAGGCGAGCAACAUUCUUUUAUGCAUGAUCUUGAAUCAUUUUUCUAG
Molecule: messenger RNA, 2086 nt
Organism: Penicillium concentricum
Lineage: Eukaryota; Fungi; Ascomycota; Eurotiomycetes; Eurotiales; Aspergillaceae
Product: 40S ribosomal protein uS14
Exons: 6
Coding region: 116-2086 (656 amino acids)
Biological process (GO): translation
Cellular component (GO): small ribosomal subunit; ribosome
Molecular function (GO): RNA binding; structural constituent of ribosome
Source: RefSeq, a predicted model, not a curated record